AUGAAGCAAGAUCUCAAUACGGGUGAAAUCAAGGAGUGGCGAUCAAUCGUCACGCUCGUUGUUUUUGUUCUCACCAAUAUCAAUGUUCUUUUCCCUUUCCAUAUUCCAGUAUACGUACCAAAGAAACUCUACAAUGGCUUCUUACACGCAUUGAGUAGCCUUCGAGUCAUUUCACCAAGAGAUGGGCCCAAGGACAACAGCAAUUCGUUUGUGAAGGCCAGACUACCAAUGAACAUGGUCACGGCGCCUCUGAUCGCAGACUUAUUCCUACUUGCCAUCGGAGCAAUUGGGCGACGAGAGAUCCACGAUGGAACCAUCGGUACCGAUAAUAUCGAUCCCCUUGACAUCAUGGUCUUCUUCAUCACCUUGGCUUACAUUGCUAUAUCGAUCGAUGCGUCUGGCCUUAUCCGAUACCUAGCCUUCAGGGUCCUCAAAUGGGGUGGCAAAGCUGGGCCUCGACUAUUUUGCUACCUCUAUACGUUCUUCUUUAUCUUGGGAAGUUUCAUUGGCAACGAUCCUAUCAUCCUCUCUGGAACGGCAUUCUUGGCUUAUAUGACCCGAGUAUCGCGUAAUAUUGUGCACCCGCGUGCGUGGAUUUAUACUCAAUUUGCAGUCGCCAAUAUUGCAUCAGCAAUCCUCGUUUCUUCAAAUCCAACGAACCUCGUGCUCGCUGGCGCCUUCAAUAUCAAAUUCAUCGCCUACACAGCGAACAUGGUAGUACCAGUGGUGAUCACUGGCCUCGUACUUUUGCCUUUCUUGGUCUACAUAAUCUUCGAGGAUGAGAACCUCAUACCCAGUUCUAUUCAAAUCCAUGACCUUCCUGAUGAUGUCAAAGGGAAGAAGCCAGUCAAUCCAAAUAUCCCCUUUGCCAGAGGCCAUAUUGAUGACGACGGGGCUGAUUUGGCUAAUAACGAGGAAGGAAAGCUUCUUUCGUUGGAGGAGAUCAUGAACCCCUUCCUCGACAAAGGAGGCGCAGCAUUUGGUGCGGUUAUCAUGGCUGCUACGUUGGCCACAGUAUUGGCUUUAAAUGCUGCGAGCACCAAAACAGGGAAGCACCCUAUUUUCUACGUGACCCUUCCAGCAGCAGUUGUCAUGUUUUGCUGGGAUGUUGCUUCAGGCUGGUAUCAUAGAAAGGAGACGCGCAACAUCGCCCGAAGUGGCAGGCAAGAUGUCGAGACUACAAGGGCUGAAAGAGCUUUUCAAGCAGAGGAAUCUAGACGAGCCUCCUUGGCCCAUGGCGGCCUGCAGAAACCUGCUGUGGUUUAUACUUCAACUUCAUCCUCUGGCCAGACCAAUCUUCGCCAGAGUCAAGAUGAGGUUUCUCAGACUGAGGAAACACUACAAGAGAAAGACACUUCCACUGGAUUCAGCUCCAAGGAGAGAGAUCCCGCAUAUCAAUUCGAAAAGCAAAAGGAUCUCAACGAGAUGCCACAUCCAACCCAGAAUGAGGAUCAUCCUAACGAAGUGGCUUUGAGCAACGUCAAGGAGGGAGUUUUCACCUCUCCGACUGAUCUCGAAAUGAGCAAUAUACCCAAGACUCUGCAAGCCACAGUUAACAAGAAUCACACCAAGCCGACAACCCUCGUUUCCAUUGCCCAAGAUGUAUUCCGAUGGUUGCAAGAAACAUUCCCCACCGCUACAGCCGUAUUAGUACAUUUACCCUUCGCACUCGUUCCCUUUGCCUUCUGCAUGUUUAUCCUUGUCCAGGCACUAGUCACUAAAGGAUGGGUUCCCGUGUUUGCCUACGGCUGGGACCAUUGGGUAGGAAGGACAGGAACAGUAGGCGCUAUUGGAGGAAUGGGUUUUAUCUCAGUAAUUCUAUGCAACUUUGCAGGGACAAAUAUCGGGACCACGAUUCUGCUUUCACGGGUCAUACAGUCAUGGGAAGAGAUCCAUCACCAACCCAAUGCUAGCUCAAUAAGUGACCGCACAUUCUGGGCAACCGUUUAUGCAAUGGCUCUGGGUGUGAACUAUGGUGCUUUCAGCACUUGCUUCAGUGCCUCCCUGGCUGGGCUUCUCUGGAGAGACAUUCUUUCCAGAAAACAUAUUCGUGUACGAAGCCUGGACUUUGCGCGUGUUAACCUUCCAAUCAUUGCCAUCGCCAUGAUUGUUGGCUGCACUGUUCUAGUUGCGGAGGUUUAUAUUAUGAGGACUAAUGAGCCCUACGAUGCAUGA
Clonostachys byssicola is the source of this 2175-nucleotide messenger RNA. The record is from the annotation of a GenBank genome assembly. NCBI's taxonomy places the organism in Eukaryota, Fungi, Ascomycota, Sordariomycetes, Hypocreales, Bionectriaceae.